Stylophora pistillata is the source of this 1627-nucleotide messenger RNA. RefSeq lists its product as uncharacterized. Lineage: Eukaryota; Metazoa; Cnidaria; Anthozoa; Scleractinia; Pocilloporidae. The record is from RefSeq and is a predicted model, not a curated record. Gene Ontology annotation, molecular function: protein dimerization activity.
AAUCCCUCUGGAAUAAAAAUGUCGCCGAGAAAAUUGCACGUAUAGUAGUAUCGACGCAAAACCAUCAAAGCUAAAUUUAAAGAAAAUCUGGAUGGAACGAAAGUGGUUUGAAAAAAAUGUCUUCCUGACGAAAACUUUUCAUUAAUUUUCUGCUUAGUGUAACAAAAUUUGACGAGAAUUGAAGAGUAAACACCCGAUUAAAAAGGACGGUGACGUAAGAGCUUACGAGGGAGAGCAGGUUACACGAUUGUUUCGAGCGAAUCACAACGUAAACAUUUCCCUCAGCCAAUCUUCAUAAAAGUAGAUCGAAAUCCAGAAAAUUGUAAACAGGUUGGAUGUUGUAGCGGAUAAGGCAGUCCAGACAAGAAGAACUCAACUUGCAGUUUUGCCUACGAAAUUUUAUCCACAAAAAAUUGGGUUUUCAAUCGUUUUUCCCGCUUAUGGCUAAUGACUGUGCGAUAUUUCCACCUCAAAUGAGCGGAUUGCAGAUUUUCUGGCCUUCCAACGAUAUGUAUAUGGGUUGCAGCCCAAAUACGCUGACACAGCUGCAAGAGAAGGUCUUGAGAUCGUUAUCUAAGAGACAAGAGGAUGAGAAUUUACAAGUGGUUCCCGAAAACAACAACGUUUUCAGCGAGGAUUCCUUGAGUUCCUGUCGAUUGACGCGCGAAACCCAAGACUUCUCCAGCUCAAAUCUGCCGCCUUUUUAUCAAGACGAAAACAAACUCAGCGUUCAUUUUCCAUGGAGUCCAGGAUUGCAUAAAUCACCGUUAUCGAGUACGUGUACAUCUUUAGAACCCUUAAGCACUCCCACAUUUCCGUUUUCGCCGCUUUUGAGGAGUCCAGGUUUUAUUUCGGCGCCCAGAAGUCCACUAGCCAUGAUGGUGUUAAGCCCAUUUGGACGUAAGCCUUCCGAAGAUCUCUCCAUGUACUUGCCAGAGAAUUUCACUCCAGCAGCGACGUUAGAGCGCCUUGAGCGAUCUAUCACCAGUACAGUCUUCGAGUUUCCUUCUGUAGAACGAGAUCAGGAUGAAGCCAAGGAAACAGAGUGCAACGGGAACGAAAAGGAAAUUGCUGACAAGAUGGAGAACGACGUUGAAGGCAUUAAUUUUUAUGGGGAGGAGGAAACUGGCUCGUAUUUAAACACACAAGAGGUAUUUCUUGAUUUUAGGGGUACCGAGUACUUUGGAGGUACUGAGAUAGUUCAAGACAACUUUCAAAAGAUGCCUAAUUUGAAGAGGAAUAAGGAGGGACAGAAAAAAAGAACCAAAAAAGACAAUAUCGACUGUUUCCUAGGGAUUGGUUUUAGGAAUGGACUCGAACGAAAGCGUCGAAGCGAAAUGAAUUCUAAAUAUGACAAGUUGAGGAGAUGUGUACCCGAGCUGGAGAACAAACAGAAAGCUUCGAAAAUAUUAAUUCUCAGAACCGCGGCACAAUACAUCAAAGAAAUACAGAAGCAGGAUGAACUACUGAGCAAGCAAAAAGACUUAGAAAAACGCAGAAAUGAGGAACUCCUGAAAAAGCUUGUAAAAAUAAAUUCGUAGUCCAAGCGACAAACAUGAAUUUUGAUAACUGAGGAACUAUCACAUUUGCUGAUACUUUGUAUUUCAUUAAAAUUUAAAAAAAGCUA